Molecule: messenger RNA, 1770 nt
Organism: Iphiclides podalirius (scarce swallowtail)
Lineage: Eukaryota; Metazoa; Arthropoda; Insecta; Lepidoptera; Papilionidae
Source: the annotation of a GenBank genome assembly
AUGUCUUCUCUCGGCGGGCAGUGGAGAGUUAUACGACAUUAUUUGUCAGUGUCCAACUUGAAUGCUGAAGUUGAGAAGUUGGUGCAGAAACUUAAACCUGCUACGCCUGAACAGUGGGAAAGUUUAAUAAAGAAAUUUGAGAAAGCUGUUUCCAUAAGACUAUCGCAGGGCAGCAAAGAAGCAGAAAGUAUACCAGACAAAAAAUCACUUCAUACAGUAAAUGCCACAACCAUUGAAGAGGCAGAUGCUAAGGAAAUAAAGACAAGAUCGGCAAAAGAAGUAGUAGAGAAAACGGAUGACAAACAGAGCCAAGGUCUAGGUAUCGGUUCUGACGCAAAAGAAAUCACAUUUGAGAGCUUCUUACAAGGGUUGAAGCUGAAAAAAGAUUUGCAUUUUGGCAAAAUUUCAGAGCAAAGCUGGAAAUCUAACAAACCUAUCAUCACAAAGACAUCGAUUCACUCGCGAACAGCCUAUGUUAUAUCGGCUAUAGUCACAGCUGAGACGCCAGAAUGUUUGAUGAAGAGAACAGAACAUUUUAUAGACCACUUACAGCAGUAUCCUGAAGCGAGGGACUAUGCCAUUAAGGAGGGUGCUGUCCGUGCAUUGUUGCGUGUACAAAACAAAUUGUGUGACGAUUCACCAGUGACGGUAGAGGUCAAAGGGAUUGUUAAUGAGGCCCUAGCGCUUAUGGGAUAUACGGGUCCAACCAAAGGCCCCGGUCCAAAUAUCCUCUCCAUCGACGGAGGUGGGAUCCGCGGAAUAAUCGCCAUCGAAAUACUCCGACAUUUGGAGAGGAUGACAGGCCGGAGGGUCCAGGACAUGUUUGAUUAUAUAAUCGGUGUCAGCACAGGUGCCAUAAUAGCUGCUGUCAUAGGAAGCGGCAUUGGCAAUUUGGACACCGCUAACCACAUGUAUCAUACAUUGUCAAAGAAGAUGUUUGGAAACACCUCCCUCAUUGGUGGAACUUCCCGUUUGGUGUGGACUCACUCCUAUUACGACACGGAAGCCUGGGAGAAGAUGCUGCAGGAGAAUCUCAGGGAUUGCAGCCUCACUGAAUGCAACAGAUACAGCACACCCAAAAUGGCGCUGGUGUCGUGCGUGGUGAGCCCCGGGUCGCGGCUGGCGCCGUUCGUGUUCCGCACGUACGAGUGCGGGUUCCGCGUGCGCUCCGCGUUCGCGGGCACGGCGCGCGCGCGAGUGUGGCACGCCGUGCGCGCCUCGGCCGCCGCGCCCACCUACUUCGAAGAGUUCCGGCUGCGAGGCGCGCUGCACCAGGACGGUGGCAUUAUGGUCAACAAUCCCACGGGUGUUGGACUACAUGAAGCAAAGCUUCUGUUUGGCGCUAACGCCUUGAAAAAAGGCACAGUGAUCUCAGUCGGCACGGGCAGAGCCCUAAACAAACACCUGGACUAUCAGCUGAUGAGUAAGGGCCUGAACAAAGAAGCCUCGGGCACAAGCUGGAAGGACAAGUUCAAUAAGAUUCUGGACUCCGCAACAGACACUGAAGGAGUACAUCUAAUACUGAACGAUCUCCUGCCACCCGGCAGCUACUUCCGUUUCAAUCCACCGCUGAUGGAGGAGUGUGCAAUGGACGAGAUCAACCCGGAGAAGCUGAACAACAUGGUCGUGGACACGCACGCUUACAUCAGAAGGAAUCAGCACAAGUUCGAACAGGCCGCUUACAUGCUGAUGAGGAAGCGGGGAAUAACUCAACGGGUCAUGGACUAUGUGUACCACAGGAGCCAGCUGAUGGGCAUAGUUCAGACUAAC